CCCGUCAUCAUCCGGAACCAAAAACGCUGAGAAAGCUUUAAAACCUGCGUUUCGAGGACUCCUCUCUUCCUCAACAAGCCACGCAGAUCCGCGGAGCUCCGAUCUCGCUCUCACUAUUCCUCCGAUGCCUUCGUGUUCGCAAUGCCGUUGCUGUUGAUUAAUUGAGCGUCGUCGAGUUAUUAUCUCGAAUUUGGCUGUGAAUAUUGUAGAGAGAGAGAGAGGCAGAGGAGGAUAGGGAGCUUUGUAGAUGGGGGCUGUGCCUUCUACGCCAGGCAGUACUACCGCUGCGCGGCCGCAGGACACGGCGGAGUACCUGAUCGGGACUUUCGUCGGCGAGAAAUCAUUUCCUAUCGCCUCUGAUUUCUGGGAGAAGCUGCUGGAGCUUCCUUUCAACCUCCACUGGCCGCCCCACCGCGUCCUUCAAGCUUGCGAGGUUUUCGCACAGAACAACUAUUAUACAAGGCAUCUUGCAAAGAUUUUGGUUCACUUAGCAUGGUGUUUGCAAGAGUGUGUUUCUGCUUCUGUUGUGCCACCAUCUGCUUAUUAUAAGGCUAUUAACGCUACAUACAUCUCAUCUGUGUUUCUGAAGUACUUGAUUGAAAAUGCCAAAAAUGAUACUUUCGAGGAACUAUAUCUGUCCCUUGAUGAGAGUGAAGCAGUACCAAGUAAUUUCUCACGAGAUCAAAAUAUUGAAAAUCUUGUUAUGCGUACUGUGCUUGGCUUUAUAGGCAAAGUAGAUGUAAGCCCCAACACAUAUCUUCUACACCAUGAACUGCUUAACUUCAUUCUAGUGGCUAUGUCAACUCAACUCCUAUCUGGACCAUCACCAGGACCUAAUGAUGUUCACCCAUUCAUCGAUGCGGCCAUGGUUCAGGAGAUCCCUUUGGUUGGCUUGGUUGUUCGCAGAUUGCUACUUAAUUACAUCAUGCAACCUCGAUUUGCCUUAAACACUGCAUCUUAUGACAUGUUUUCUGAAGGAAAUCAACCCAGUGUUCUACAGAGAGUUGGUUCUGUGGCUGCAAGUUUUGUUCUAUUGCCAUUUAAUUACUUUGUCAAUUCAAGUCGUGAAGCUACCAGAAGUCCGUUGGCAGCCAGCAGUCUUCACAUGUUCCUUAUUCUCAUUCAUUAUCGGAAACGUGUUUUGGAGAAGACAUUGAGAGAUACAAGUAAUAACAGUGCCAGUUCAGAUUUACUCUUGAAAGAAAGUUCAUAUUUUUCUGAAAACCCUUACUGCAAGGCUUUAGAAAAUGCUAGGGAUAUCGAAUUUGAUCGCGUUGACAUCGAAGGCAGUACCCGCAUUGGUCCACUUGUGAGAGUAUCUUUUGCAUCCCUUUUUGAUACUCUUGGCAUGUACUUGGCAGAUGAGGCUGCUGUCUUGCUGCUUUACUCACUGGUGCAUGGUAACUCAGAUUUUCUGGAGUAUGUUUUGGUGCGAACAGAUUUAGAUACACUGUUGAUGCCCAUGUUGGAAACACUUUAUAAUGCUUCAAAGAGGACAUCCAAUCAAAUCUACAUGCUGCUCAUUAUCCUUCUAAUACUCAGUCAGGAUUCUUCUUUCAAUGCCAGCAUCCACAAACUGAUACUGCCAACUGUUCCAUGGUACAAAGAACGGCUCCUCCAUCAGAUUUCUCUUGGUUCCUUGAUGGUCAUAAUUCUGAUAAGGACUGUGAAGUAUAACCUGUCCAAGUUACGGGAUGUUUAUCUCCAUACAAACUGCCUUGCAACUUUGGCCAACAUGGCACCGCAUGUCCACCAUUUGAGUGCAUAUGCAUCACAGAGGCUUGUUAGUCUUUUUGAUAUGCUCUCACGCAAGUACUCAAAAUUAGCAGAGCUGAAAAAUGAUAAGAUGCAUAUAACGAAUGUUGAAUCAAGAGGAGACAGCCUUCCAGAAGACCCAUCAACAGAAUUGCAUAUUUAUACCGACUUUCUAAGAAUCGUUCUGGAAAUAUUAAAUGCAAUUCUGACUUAUGCUCUGCCACGUAAUCCUGAGGUUGUAUAUGCAAUUAUGCACAGGCAGGAGGUCUUCGAACCUUUCAAGAGUCAUCCACGCUUUAAUGAGCUGCUUGAGAAUAUUUUCACUGUCUUAGAUUUUUUCAAUAGCCGCAUGGAUGCCCAAAGAAUGGCUGGUGAAUGGUCAGUGGAGAGAGUCCUCCAAGUCAUAAUCAUAAAUUGUAGAUCUUGGCGUGGGGAAGGCAUGAAGAUGUUUACUCAAUUACGCUUUACGUAUGAACAAGAGAGUCAUCCUGAGGAGUUCUUCAUUCCUUAUGUGUGGCAGCUUGUCAUGGCUCGCAGUGCAUUAAACUUCAAUCCCAGUAGCAUAAACCUAUUCCCAGUUGAUGUGCCUUUAGAGGAAAGUUAUCCAGGGAUUGAAGCAGACGACCAUCAAAAUGGUGACCUAGCAGCGGUGUUAUAGAUCAUUACCCAGCCGAAUGAUCAUGUUUUUCUCUGGAUGUAUGUCAUCUGUGUAUAUAUAUAAAUGUUAGAUAAUGCAUUCUUAUCAUUCUUUUAUGUUUAUAUAUCUGAGAUACUGCAGAGGCCUUGUUUUGUGUAUAGUUGACUUUGUGUUACCACCUGAAUAAAAAAUAAGAAGCUUGGUCCGAGUCAGUAUAAAACAGAA
Messenger RNA from Diospyros lotus (date-plum), 2617 nucleotides. RefSeq lists its product as uncharacterized. NCBI's taxonomy places the organism in Eukaryota, Viridiplantae, Streptophyta, Magnoliopsida, Ericales, Ebenaceae. Gene Ontology annotation, biological process: Golgi organization. Gene Ontology annotation, cellular component: Golgi apparatus. Bases 248 to 2413 code for a protein of 721 amino acids. The transcript has 18 exons. The record is from RefSeq and is a predicted model, not a curated record.